This is a messenger RNA of Sphaerodactylus townsendi, 3971 nucleotides long. RefSeq names its product DENN domain containing 4B (gene DENND4B). The record is from RefSeq and is a predicted model, not a curated record. Gene Ontology annotation, cellular component: cytoplasmic vesicle. The transcript has 24 exons. Gene Ontology annotation, molecular function: protein binding. Bases 132 to 3971 code for a protein of 1279 amino acids. Gene Ontology annotation, biological process: regulation of Rab protein signal transduction. Lineage: Eukaryota; Metazoa; Chordata; Lepidosauria; Squamata; Sphaerodactylidae.
AGGGGGGGGGGGCGGAGUGGAGCCGAGCAAGGGAGCUGAGCCCGGGCGGCCCAGGCUAUGGCGUGGUCUGGUGGCUAGCAGGAGCGCGGGCGGGGGCGCAGGCUGCACAGAUGCCGUGAACUGCCGCCAGGAUGGAGGAGCGGGUGCCGCAGCUGGUGGACUAUUUCGUGGUGGCCGGCCUGACGGACACCUCCAAGCCGCUCGAGGAUGAAAGCCAGCCGCCACGGCUGGCCCGCCCCAGCGAGCCCAUCACCGACGUGGCGGUCAUUAUCCGCUCUCAGGGCGAGGAGGUGCCCCACGGAUUCACGUGCAUCGAGCGCACGACGACGGGGAACCCCGUGGAGCUCAACGCGGGACUGCUCAACAACCCCCAGAUGUACAUCUGCUAUAAACGGGGGCGGGACAAACCCCCCAUUGUCGAGUUGGGAGUCCACUAUGACGGGAAGGACCGCCCCAAACCAGGCUACAAAAUCAUUGACACGACUCCGUACAGCCGCUCUGCCAACCUGACAUCUGGAGGCCCUGGGCACCAGCGUACCUUCCUGACCUACCGGCGAGCCAGCGAGGGUCAGGGCUACAGCACCUUGGGUGUCACCGAUAUCUGUCUUAUCAUGCCAAGCAAAGGGGAGAGCACGCCACAUACAUUUUGUCGUGUGGACCGGAACCUCAACAGCGGCAUGUGGGGCCCAGCGCUCUUUCUCUGCUACAAGAAGGCGUUGGCCAAAGGGAACACCCUGGUCUAUGAAGCAGGUCUCCUUAGCCGCUACCCUGAGGAGGACGCCGAGAGCUUUCCGCUGCCCGAAUCCGUGCCUGUCUUUUGCUUGCCCAUGGGGGCCACCAUAGAGAGCUGGCCGGCAGACACCAAAUACCAGCUUCCCGUCUUCUCUACCUUCGUGCUGACCGGGGCCUCAGGAGACAAGGUGUAUGGUGCCGCCAUCCAGUUCUACGAGUCCUUCCCGAGGGAGUGCCUCUCAGAACGGCAGUGCCUGUGGCUGAAUCUACUUACCGUGGUCGACCGGCGACCCAUCACCAGCAAGACUGUGCAAACCCGGAAGAGCAUCUGCGUCUUGUCUCACUGGCCUUUCUUCGACGUCUUCUGCAAGUUUCUCACUUUCCUCUACCGCUACAGUAUCUCGGGGCCCCACGUGCUUCCGCUUGAGGCACACGUCUCCCACUUCAUGCAUAACGUCCCCUUCCCAUCUCCACAGAGGCCCCGGAUCCUAGUUCAGAUGUCUUCUUAUGACAACUUGCUGUUAUGCCAGCCUGUUUCUUCGCCACUGCCACUGAGUGGAGCCAGCUUCCUGACCCUGCUACAGACACUGGGCCCCGAAAACGCCGUCGCCCUCCUCGUGGCGGUCCUCACCGAGCAGAAGUUACUCAUCCAUUCCCUGCGGCCAGACGUUUUGACUAGUGUCGGAGAAGCCCUGGUCUCUAUAAUUUUCCCCCUGCGCUGGCAAUGCCCGUAUAUCCCACUGUGCCCGCUCACCCUGGCCGAUGUGCUGUGCGCCCCAGUGCCCUUCAUUGUGGGCCUCCACUCCAGCUACUUUGACCUCUAUGACCCGCCUCACGAUGUCAUCUGCGUCGAUCUGGACACCAACACCAUUUUCCAGAGUGAAGAACGGAAGCUGCUGUCCCCGAGGUCCCUGCCCCGGAAACCCUGCAAGGUGUUGUUGGCUUCGCUGCACUCCCAGUUCCAGCAGCUGGAUGAAAUGUACAAUCGACCGGUAGAGGAAGCAUCUCUGGAAUUUCUACUGACCGAUUACGAUGUCAUUUACGGCCGCCGCAAGCAGCUGGAACUUGACAUCCAGGCUGCUUUCCUACGGUUCAUGGCCUGCUCACUGAAGGGCUACCGCACCUACCUCCGGCCCAUCACCCAAGCACCCUCUGAGAAGACCCGUGACUCCAGCAAUCUCUUCUACCUCCAGGGCUUCCUGAAAUCGAGAGACCGGGCCUACCACAAGUUCUACGGACAGCUCUUGCGCACCCAGCUCUUUACGCAGUUCAUCGAGGAAUGCUCGUUUGUCAGUGACCGGCAUACCUCCCUGGAGUUCUUUGACUCGUGUGUUGAGAAGGUACAGGUGGAUCUGGAAAAGCCGGAAGAGUCCCCCCUGAUGGAACUGGAUGACACCCAUGGCAGCGAACACACAGUGUUUAUCAUGCCCCCCGAGGAGCCGACGGCGCCCGAUGGGUCGGAGUUGCCCCCACGCUAUCAGUAUGACGGUUUCCCCGUGCUUCAGGCCAAGCUCUUCGAGCGCCCCCAGGACCAGCUCGUGCCCUCGGUCUGCCAAGCCCGAAGCAGUGCACCCAGCAGCCCGGCGCCUCGCAGGACCAAACAGGAAAUGAAGGUAGCUCAGCGGGUGGCGCAGAAAUACGCAUCGGUGCCGGACAUGUGGGCCAAGUGCCUUCUGGGACACUGUUACGGCCUCUGGUUCAUCACCCUGCCCACCUACGUGCGUGCCGCACCCUCCAAGGUGCGGGCGCUACAGACGGCGUACGAGGCGCUCAAGCAAAUGGAGACCAAGAAGGUGAUGCUGCCAGACGAGGUUUGCUACCGGAUCCUGAUGCAACUGUGCGGGCAGUACGGCGAGCCCGUCCUCUCCGUGCGGGUCAUGCUGGAGAUGAAGCGAGCGGGCAUCGUGCCCAAUACCAUCACUUAUGGCUACUACAACAAGGCCAUAUUGGAGAGCAAGUGGCCCUCGAGUACUCAGGGGGGCCGCCUUCGCUGGGCCAAACUGCGCAACGUGGUGUUGGGGGCUGCCCAGUUUCGGCAGCCGCUGCGCCUGCGCCAGCAAGAAGGAGAGGUUCGGAGUCUCAGCGCCCAGUCAGAGGGCAGCAGAGGUGCGAAGGCGCCGGCCUCCCGGUCCAGAUCCAAUCUGCAGCGGCAGACGACGUGGUCCGGGGUCAGCUUGCGUGACAGUUUGCCAUCAACGUCUCUGGUGAAGAGCGGCAGCUUAAGCUUCCCUCAACACGAGGAAGCUUUGACAGCGGGAGCUGGCAUGGCCGAUGUGUCCAAAGCAUCGGGCAGCCUGGGCCACAGCAGCAACACGCUGCCCGCUGUGCCCCCCUGGCUGCGGGGCCUACAGGACGAGCCCGGAAGCUCGGAGGACGGGAGCCUGUCGGACGUCAACAGCUUCUUGACAGACGAGAGUGACCGGUUGACCCUGAGUAGCGUGGAUGCUCAGUCUGAAGCAGCCAAGGCGGGGCCGGGCCAGGUGUCUGAAAACCACGCUGGCGGCACGCCUCGUAGGAGUCUGGCCGCCAAACUGCAACAGCUUCUGUCCCCCAUAAAGAGGCCUUCCCUCAGACACGCAGCCAGCUUGGAGCGCUCGCACACACGCCACGGGUCAGAGCAGCGCGAGCCCCCGCCUCGCCGCAGCCCCUUGGAGACCCAUUUGCUCCUUCCCCGGGAACGGCCAGGCUCCACGGCGUCUGAGAGUUCCGUAUCCCUGGGCAGUGAAUAUGACCUCUCGGACACAUCCGUGUGCAGUUUCAACCUCCGCAAAUCCAGUGACCGGCUUUCGGAGUCCCCGGCUGUCGAGGUGCUGCUUUCCAGCUACAGCCCAUGCCCGGCCUGCAGUUCCUUGGUGGCCCAUUUGGCAGCGAUGGCCGGGUGGGAGCUCCCUCGACUCACCCAACUCCUCAACACCACCUGCCCUUCUCUGCCCCCCUCGGCAUCUUUGUGCCCCUUCCUGAACAUCGUGAGGUUCAAGACUUCCAGGUCCCUGCCCAGUGUUACAGACAGCUCUGACACCAGUUCCGUCUCCUCCGACUGGCCACGAGACAGCGAAGCGCCAGCCCCCGGAGGGCAGGGCCCCGUGCUCAGUGACCGGUACCACUGCCUGUCCCUGGAUGAGACUGAACCAGAACCUGAGAGGGAAUCCAGGACUGGCUCACUAUGCAACGGUUUUGCAGAAACUCCGAUUUCUGAUCGGUUCUACAACCGUAAUCCUAUCACACUGUCCACUGUAUGA